Marmota flaviventris (yellow-bellied marmot) is the source of this 2466-nucleotide messenger RNA. RefSeq names its product phospholipase A and acyltransferase 3 (gene Plaat3). Gene Ontology annotation, cellular component: cytoplasm. Gene Ontology annotation, molecular function: A2-type glycerophospholipase activity; glycerophospholipid phospholipase A1 activity. The record is from RefSeq and is a predicted model, not a curated record. NCBI's taxonomy places the organism in Eukaryota, Metazoa, Chordata, Mammalia, Rodentia, Sciuridae. Gene Ontology annotation, biological process: N-acylphosphatidylethanolamine metabolic process.
AGGGGCGGGGUGACCUCGCGCUGGCCAGGGCUCUGCGGCCAUUAAGCUGGUUCCUUUGCUGCGGCCGCUGGCCUGCCUCCCAAGUCCGCCAGGUGGGUGGAGCGAUUGUUUCUGGGACGUCAGGAAAGGCAUUACGGCCACUGAUAAAGUGAAAUCGAGCCUGACAUCGAGGGUCCACGUCGCGAAAGAAGAUGCGCGCGCCCAUUCCAGAGCCCAAGCCUGGAGACCUGAUUGAGAUUUUCCGUCCUUUCUACAGACACUGGGCGAUCUACAUUGGCGAUGGAUAUGUGGUCCACCUGGCCCCCCCAAGUGAAGUGGCAGGAGCGGGUGCGGCCAGCAUCAUGUCCGCCCUGACGGACAAGGCCCUAGUGAAGAAGGAGCUGCUGUACGACGUGGCGGGGAGAGACAAGUACCAGGUCAAUAACAAGCACGACGACAAGUACUCCCCGCUGCCCCCCAGCAAAAUCAUCCAGCGGGCGGAGGAGCUGGUGGGGCAGGAGGUCCUCUACAAGGUGACCAGCGAGAACUGCGAGCACUUUGUGAAUGAGCUGCGCUACGGAGUUGCCCGCAGUGACCAGGUCAGAGAUGUCAUCAUGGCAGCUGGCAUCGCAGGAGUGGGCUUGGCAGCCGUGGGCCUCAUUGGAGUCAUGUUCUCAAGAAACAAGAAGCAAAAGCAAUAAGUUGAAGUGACUGUCCUGUCAGGAAUGCCUUUAUAGUCCAGAGGGUCUUGUUUUGCUAGAGAGUUUGGGGUUUGGUUUGUGGAUUUCAUUCUGAUUUAUAAUAAGGCUUAUUUUCACAGAAUAAAAUAGAGCACAAUAAGAGAGGAUUUUUUUUGGGGGGAAAUGCAGCACUGACGCUUAGUGUGAAGUCCAUGUAGGGACGAGCUGGACUGUGUUCCAGGAGACUCCCUUCCAUGAUUUUCUCUCUCUCUGAAGAUUGUGUUCUUCAUUGCAGAAAUCAGAGGCUCACUCCGGUGAUCUCCCGAAGGGGAGUUCUGGGAGUCAGGACACACUGCCUUGUCUCUUCUGCCUCCUCAGUGCUUUGGCUUCCUCUCCACUUCUGCUUGCCAUGACCUCCAAGCCUAGUGUCCCAUAUUCCCACCCGCCUUCUCUUCCCACCUCAGCUUAGCAUCCUCUUUGCCCAUUUUGGGCAGCUCUAUGCUCCCAAGCGCAAGUUCCUGAGAAUCUGAUUGGCUCGUCACCACACAGCUCAGCCUACCCAUUGGCUGCCUUUGGGUCAGGUAACUUCCAUCAGGCCAAUCAGCCAUGCAGGAUGGCUCAGGGUCACAUGGUACAAAGGCAGUCUUAGAGCUUGGGGAGUGGCUGGUCCUGGCCCCCUACCCCUCCCUGCUGCCAAGUCCUCGUGGGAAGGGCUGGGAUAAGGUAUCACCUUCCAUUGUUGGUCAUUUGACAUCUGUUAUGGCUUAAUGGAUUUUGUAGAUGUUCAGAGUGACCUGUUCUCUGAAGGGGCUGUUGUGGGUUCUUUGGAAAUACUGCUGGGGCGGACUGUCCUUCCUUCUUAAGGGCAUGCUUCCUUUUACUUGCUUGGAAUGUUUCCUUCUUUGCCCCUGGUUAUCUGGGGACCAUCCUGUCCAUAGCAAGUCUGGACAGGAUUUACAGAAGGCCCUCCUGCCUUGCCCACAUCUGGUGCAAGAUAAGCAGUACUCUCAAGGACCAGUGUUGAGAGAAUACUUUGUUUCCAGUCCAGUUUCCUUUCUGACUCAGCCCUGUUGAUGUGUCUCAUUAGAGCUCACAAGCUCCCCAAACCUAAGAGACAGGCCAAACUCAAAAAGUGGGUCUUCUUAAACCCUUUUUCCUCUGGCUUAAGAUAAAAGGGAAACACAGAGUGUAACUUCCAAACUAAUAAUGAGGGGAUGGAUGGAAAAAGAAUGAGGACAAACUCAAGCAAAACAGAACGUAUGCUCUUCAAUCUUUAAAAAGUGAAAAAUAAAGGAGGAAAAUUUACAUACAAAAAGUGGUGUAUGGAAAUAACUGGAUAAAAUGGAGGAACUAAUUCCAAAUAUAUUGAUAAUCACAGUAAGUAUUUUGCAAGUGAACUAAACUUGCAAAGUAAAAGACAAACAUUACACUGGAUUUAGAGAUGAGUCUACAAAUACAGUUCAUAAUAGAUGCACUUAAAAUAUAAGAACACAAUGACUGAGAUGAAAAGGAUGGUCAUUUUGGAUAAGAUAGGCACUCUACGUUCCCCUGAAGGCCCGGUGCACAGAGUGGGGGUGAGCCUGAAUGGAGGUUACAGGAAAGUUCAGACUCAAGGGCCAGCCAAUAGCAUUGGUACUUUUCCAAGGCCUGCUUAGCAUAAAUUUGGACCAACAGUGUUGGCCAAGAGCUAUAUAAACCCCUGGACUAGUAUACUCCAAUGGCAACUCGCUAUCGGGUACCCUCUUGUCCUGCGAGAGUUCAGUCUCUUUUCUUCACGUUUUAAUAAAUCUUACUCUUUUUCACUCUG